Messenger RNA from Trametes versicolor FP-101664 SS1, 2229 nucleotides. RefSeq lists its product as uncharacterized. NCBI's taxonomy places the organism in Eukaryota, Fungi, Basidiomycota, Agaricomycetes, Polyporales, Polyporaceae. The transcript has 6 exons. The record is from RefSeq and is a predicted model, not a curated record. The coding region runs from base 1 to 2229 and encodes 742 amino acids.
AUGGAUAUCGAAAUGGCAGACGGCACACGCUCAGCUCAGCGGGGCCAAGUGGGAGUCCGUCCGAUGGGUUCACGCCCUAACACUCCAGUCGAAGGAGCGGGAAAAUCAGCAUCGCACCCAGCGGAAGUCCAGGUAGAUUGCGUGGAGACCUUCGUAGCAUUGCAUAUGCGCUCUCAUGAAGUGUCUCAAAUGCGUGCGCUUUUCGGCCAGGCACGCAUGCCCAAGCUGACGACCAUCCUCGUCGACUACAAGCCUGAGGACGACACCGCGUCCGGGGCUGCCGGGGCCACACCAAUGGUUUUGGACAUCGCGCUCGAUCGGUUCCCCGCUCUUGAAUACAUCGCCUUGACGGAUGCUGCGGCCGCCUUGACACCCUCUCUGGCCUCUCCACUACGCUAUUUGACAAUGGGUAAUGAUGGGUCCACGGGAUCACAGCUUAGACUUCCGCUUGCGCCCUUCCUCGAUUGCCUGGCGAGUUUUUCCCGCCUGGAAAUACUCAGAAUCCGAGAAUGCUUCGCAGCGCCUACCCCCCCGCCGCUUGGUGGGCCCGGCGCGCGUCCAGUUCAACUCCCUCUGAAGGACGUCGUGAUCGCGGACUACCCCUCCAAUAUCGGCCGAAUUAUAUCCAGGCUCUCCAUCCUCUCCUCUGCUAAAAUCUACCUCAGGGGAGAAGUGCGCGGCGCAUCCCUCCAGCAGUACUGCUCGGCGUUCAUGGCGAUGCUCCCCCGCGACAUCAAGACUUGUCUGCCGGCUCUGUGCUCGGUCGCGAAUAUCGAGGUGCUGUGUAACAGCCAGGAGUGCUACAUCCUCGGCGCACCGGAUGUCAGUAACCAGUCCGACGAUGACCACCAAAUUACCCUCCAGCUCUCUACCGACCUCCUACGCGAUAACGACGAGGACGACGCCGCAGCACAGGCGGCGCGGGGUGCGCUCCUCCACACAAUGCUCCAAAACAUCGUAUCCAUCUUCCCUGGCACCCCUGCCGCCUCCCGCCUCAAAGUCUUUGGCCCCGUCGACUACAUCCCCCUGGGGGUCUGGCACUCCGUCCUCAGGCAAUUUCCCUCUCUUCAGCGUCUCAUGGUAGACGACGCCACGCUCCGCCACUUCCCGUACGGGCUGCUCUCCGCGCUUAGCUCCCCGCUUCCGCCGACCAACCAGACCGUCAUAUGCCCCAAGCUCGCGGAACUCGAGAUCUACGGGGACUGUGGGGAGGACGAAGGCGGGGAAGAGGGCGACCCGCUCCGCGCCCUCUUCGAGUGCCUGCAAUGGCGCCAGACGCACAGUGGCGGCGGCAUACUGCGCAAGUUGGACGUACUGCUGUUCAGCGACGCGAUGUUGGAGGACGAGCGUUUCGAGCGUUACCGGGCCCGGCUCGCGCCCCUUGCGCUAGACUGCGAGGUGGCCUACCAACAUGUGGAUAUGUGGUGCGGGUUCGCGGGGGCGAGGUGGCGCGACCACCGGUUCGUCGACGCCUGCGAGUGGCCCGUCUUCCGCGAACCAGUCAACCUCAGUGAACCACUUCUCGCCGCCGCCAGCCUUCCCUCCUCGUUCCAUCCCAGCACUCAUCUUCGUCUGAGCACGUGCCACACCAAGAUCGCCCUGAGCAUGCGCGAACCCAGGAGAAACAGGCCCAUCCACGACAAACACGCCCUCAGAUUCCGAGCCAACCAGGUGCGGCGACACUUGCAUAUGCGCCAGCUGCGUCACGGGCGCGAGAUCGCGCUCUUGAAGCUCGCCCCCGUCGUCGCAAAGCUCGACCCCGUGUUGCUCCUCGUAAACGACACCCCAGCACGCCCAAGAGAUCCGAGCGACCCCAGCGAGCCAAGCGACAAGUGCGGUGCAGGCGGGCUCAGCUCGGAAAACGUUGUGGCGCCCGCGUCGUCCGAGAAUGACUGCGCGGGCGAGACGAACGCGCUGCCAGUAGUGCCCGGGGUCGAGAACCCGAGCGAGGGCGUUCCGACCGGCGACGGGCAUCCAAGGGCCCCAGUGCUGGUCGCCGUUAUGAUACUGACCCCAACACUGCGCGCCCAGGCGACAGGGGCGUCCCCGCUAGCGAGCGUGGACGUGCUGGAGUUGGUCGAGGUCGUACGAGCAGGAGCUAGAGGACGCAUAGAAGGAUACCGCAACAAGGCUGGAUUGGGCAGCUUAGCGAGCGACUGCGUGCGGCUAGCAGCCAUGGUCAUCCUGGAGACCAUCGCACCAUUCUCGUGCAGCCGAGCGUCGAUCUGA